Molecule: messenger RNA, 948 nt
Organism: Caenorhabditis bovis
Lineage: Eukaryota; Metazoa; Nematoda; Chromadorea; Rhabditida; Rhabditidae
Source: the annotation of a GenBank genome assembly
AUGAGUUUGUCGGUGGCCGCACAUGGAAUUUUGAAGACCCAUUUGACAUGGGAUGAAGUGGAGCACGAACUUCAGAAGGCAUUCAAUACCAAUGCUCAUUUUGGUCCCAAUAAGUCGGCAACCAGUAUUGGAGAUUUGAAGUUUCACAAUCGAGAAGUCGAUAUGUACAAGAUUUUGAUGAAGCUGAAUGAGAAAGAAAUUCCAUUCACUGAAAUUUAUGCAGCCAAAAAAUUUGACGAUCAAAACAAUCUCAAAGGUUUUAUUAUAUCGGAGUAUAUUCCAAAUAUUCGGCAUAUUGGAAUGCAUGAAUGCAUGAAUUAUAAUGAUAUUAUAAAGGUUGUCAAGUCUGCUGCAAUUUUUUCAGCGAUUGGGAAUAUUUCAGACAAGGAGGAAUUAAAGUUUGCUGAAGGCGAAAAUAUGCUGACUUUAUUAAUGUCUCAGGUCAUUGAUGAAUCGCCGGUGCUCAUCCAUUGCGAUUUAUGGUCGUCGAAUUUGCUGUGCGAUUUAUGGUCGUCGAAUUUGCUGUGCACUCGACGACCCAAUGAUGGGGCAGAAUUGAAGGCGAUCAUCGAUUUUCAGACUGUCUCGUUUGGCUCACCGGGCAUUGAUCUUGCUCGAUUAUUUGUUUCGAGUUUAUCUUCAAAAGACCGCAAUGAGCAUCUUGAUGAUCUACUCAAUCUCUAUUAUGACACAUUUGAAAGUAAAUUGCAAGGCAGCAAACCAUCCUAUACAAUGGAGCAGCUGAAAGAUUCCUACUAUCUCUGUGUUCCUCUAUUUACACUUCCCGGAAUUGUUCCUCAAUUAGAACUCUCAAAUGUUGCAAGCAGUGAAUUGAAAAAAGAGCGUAAAAUCGCAAUGAGCAAAAUGAUUGGAUUAGUUGAGGACUCGUUGGCGGCUCAUGAAAUUAACGUGAAAAAUCAUUUGAAAAUGUUGAUUAAUAAUAAUUAA